Messenger RNA from Psylliodes chrysocephalus, 1523 nucleotides. Lineage: Eukaryota; Metazoa; Arthropoda; Insecta; Coleoptera; Chrysomelidae. The record is from the annotation of a GenBank genome assembly.
GUGUUUGAAGAAUCCUAUCCGCUAGUUUUUAAUAAAAAAACAGGCUUGAAUUAAAAUGUCUGAAAACAAGGAGCCAAAUUUAUCCGAAACGGAAAAGCAAAUAUUUAAAGCAAUUGAGGCCAACGAUGUUGUGCUGCUCAAAACUUUACUAGCCGGUAUUAAAAACGUGAACAUUGUUGACGAAAAUUCCAUGACUCCGCUUCAACAUGCAGCUUAUAAAGGAAAUAAAGAUCUUGUGCAAGCUCUUUUAGAUCAGGGAGCAGAUGUGAAUUAUGGUGAACAUCAACACAACUACACCUCGUUACAUUUUGCCGGGCUCUCUGGUAACGCAGAUGUAUGUUUAGCUCUUUUAUUAGCUGGCGCAAAGAGUCAAGUAAUGAACACAGUAGGUCGCACCCCAUCACAAAUGGCGGCUUUUGUAGGACAUCACAAUUGUGUAGCCACCAUCAACAGCUACAUCCCUAAAGAAGACGUCGAUUUUUACACGAUAACUCCAGGUGUUAUUAGCAAAGUACAAGUUUUACCAACUUUUCUAUCUGAGAGUUUUCACAAAUUCAUCAUGCAAACAAAUAUUCAUCCAAUCAAAGUUGUUUUGAAUGUACAAAACUUUGUAGGCUUAUCUGAACAUCUCAGCGAGGUCAAGAAAGCUUUAGAAUUCAUGUGUGAGAGGGAAAUAAAACGAGGCGCAGAAAAGAAUGAAGUCAUGUCAUUUAAAUUUCACUACUUAGGCUACAUCAUUGGAGAGAUUCUUAAAGUUAAAUUGAGACAGACUGCUAAGAAAGAUGAAUUAGAGGAAGAAAAAAAAUUAGAUAUGACUGAAUUGUUUACCAGGAAGUUGUUGAAACCUGGUAAAGAUGGUCAGCUGGAAAUAAUGGACGCUUUCUUGAAAGAGUGCAUAAGAGAAUUUCCUUACAGAGAUUGCACCCUAUUCAGACAAAUGGUUGCGAGUUUAGCUGGUAAAGAUCCCCCGACGGCAUUAAGCGUUUUAACUUCCGCCAUAAAUGGUCAAAUGGGCUUCUUGGAUAGCAUAUCCGUUUGCAACACGUGUGGGGAACAUAAGCCUGCCAAAAAAUGUUCAAAAUGCAAAGUUGUACAAUACUGUGAUAGAAACUGCCAAAGGCUGCACUGGCACUGGCACAAGAAAGCCUGUCCUAGAUUAAGUCAAAGUCUCAUUGAAGACGCACAGGUUAAACCUGAUGCUGGUGAAUUAUCGACUGAAUUACAAAAUCUUUUGGUGAAUAAUUGAAUAAGUUUUUAAAAUAAUUUUAUUUAAGGUUUAUUAAACACAUUUUAUGAACAAGGUAAUAUAUUAUAAGUUCACUAAAGCAGAAAUAAUUGUGUUUUAUUUUUUGUAUUUAUAAGGAGGUAAGUAUUCCAAAAAAAAUGAAGAGUAAAGGCAUUGUGAAAUGAUAAUUUCUCCUGUAUCUGCACAAAUAGAUUAAAUCUAUUAGUAUACCUUAUAAACACCUUUUUAUAGGUAAUUAUGAGCAAGGGAAAUUACAGACUUGAUAAUUGAAUCGGUC